AUGCAUCUCAAGGGCUCCCUCCUUGCCAGCCUCCUAGCCUGUCUCUUACAAAGUCCUGCUUGUGACGCGAGAACACGUUACGACAAGAACGCCUGGGCACAGAAGCUAAACACCAUCCAGUGGAGCGGGAAGCCAAGACUGCAGUGGGAGGAGCUCACCAGCGAGUCGUUCAACUGGGAAAAGUCGUACCAGAUAUCCCCACCACAAACAGCCAAGGGCGGGCAGAUAGGCGCCUCAUUUAUCGUCAACAAGACGAUAGCGGACUGGAAGACGCACUUCUGGCACGACAAAGCUCCCGAGCGCAUGUGGAACGAGAUCACCACGUACCAGCGGCUCGAGGGCACGGGCAUCGCGCCGGAGUUCCUGGCCAUUGCGGUUCAGGGCAGCGAGGUCGUGGGUCUCGUCCUCGAAGCGUUGGAUGGCACGCACGCGCCUAGCGCAGACGAGAAGAGCCUGUGUGCACCGCUUGUGCAUCAGCUUCACGGCCUUGGGAUCACGCAUGGAGACAUCUGGCGCGACCAGUUCCUGUUAAAGGGCCACCGUGCUUGGCUCAUAGACUACGAGCUCCCGCGGGACGCUACGAAGGAGGGCAUCGAACGUGAUCUUGAGGACUUGGAGGAGUUUGGGUCGUCGCCGCCUGAUAACGGCGAUGAAGAAGAUUAG
This is a messenger RNA of Anthostomella pinea, 663 nucleotides long. NCBI's taxonomy places the organism in Eukaryota, Fungi, Ascomycota, Sordariomycetes, Xylariales, Xylariaceae. The record is from the annotation of a GenBank genome assembly.